Emys orbicularis (European pond turtle) is the source of this 3141-nucleotide messenger RNA. It is a transcript of the gene ZBTB20, whose product is annotated as zinc finger and BTB domain containing 20. Bases 854 to 3127 code for a protein of 757 amino acids. NCBI's taxonomy places the organism in Eukaryota, Metazoa, Chordata, Testudines, Emydidae. The record is from RefSeq and is a predicted model, not a curated record. Gene Ontology annotation, molecular function: RNA polymerase II cis-regulatory region sequence-specific DNA binding; DNA-binding transcription factor activity, RNA polymerase II-specific; protein binding. Gene Ontology annotation, biological process: regulation of transcription by RNA polymerase II. The transcript has 12 exons.
CCGUCUCUGUGGUUUGUAAGGUAGGUUGCAGUGUGUGUAUAUACACAACAUCAAGAGCAGGAAAAUGGACUCAUUAGGGAGGCAGGCAGUCAUUACCACUCACACUGUACUUCCAGGGAGACAGCGACUAUGAGGAGACAAACUGAGGACUGGGGAACAAGUGAUAUCCACAGCGGGAAAGUGUGACUGGCUGGGAUGGCUAGUGGUGUUGCCUGCUUCAGUGAAAUGAAAGAAGUCACCAAAGGAACACAAAGGCUCCUAUGUGUGAGCAGCAUAAAAGAGAAGUGUUAGGAGCUGCUCUUAACCCUUUGGAGUCGGAAGAGAAAAGGGAACUAGAGGGCUUGACUUCUCCUUUACUUCCUGCAUUUACCCUGACCACAGUCCCUCCCUGUUCUCACAAGUGGAGCUCAGCCCUGCUUCCCUUCCUGUUGAUUCCCAGUCAGCUACAUGACUGCCUGAAGUUAAAUUUUAGAUGCUGAAAUCACUGCACCUUAAAAACAAAAAGAUUAAGCUGCACUGCAUUCCUCAGUGGCUGGCACUUUUCCUCUACGUUGCAAGAGGGAGAGAAUUGGCUGGAAUUGCUUUCCAUAUAGCCGACUUGAAAUGCAGCAUUGAAAAGGUCCUUGACGAUCAGUUUGUGCUCUUCUCCUGAAGGAACCUUUUCUGUGUCUCAUAUGAGGAAACUGAGGCACAGCGAGUUUUGAGUGACUUGUCUAAAUUCACACAGCAAAUCGUUGGCAGAGCCGGGAAGAUAACUUGGGAAUCCUGGAUCACAGGCCCAUGCUCUAACCACUAGGCCACGCUGCCUCUCCAAAUUACAGACACAGCCUCUCUCUGUCCCCUGCCCCAAUGAAUGUCUGCACUAGGGCCAAGGCUUGGAGUGAUUUACCUGAAGAGUGACACCAUUUGGAAACCACUGAAGAAACCCAAGACAGCUGAAAACCAGAAGGCGUCUGAGGAGAAUGAGAUUACUCAGACGGGUGCAUGCAGCGCCAAGCCAGGCCUUCCCUGCCUGAACCUUGAAGCUGUUCCACCUCUGAGCCCAGCCCUCACCCACUCAUCACAGUCACCAACAAACCUGCCCGCACACACAGGGUCAUCUGAUUGUAACAUCAGUUGCAAGGGGAUGACAGAGCGCAUUCACAGCAUCAACCUUCACAACUUCAGCAAUUCUGUGCUCGAGACCCUCAACGAGCAGCGCAACCGUGGCCACUUCUGUGACGUGACGGUCCGCAUCCACGGGAGCAUGCUACGCGCCCACCGCUGCGUGCUGGCGGCUGGCAGCCCCUUCUUCCAGGACAAGCUGCUGCUGGGGUACAGCGACAUCGAGAUCCCCUCAGUGGUGUCAGUCCAGUCCGUGCAAAAGCUCAUUGACUUCAUGUACAGUGGGGUGCUGCGGGUCUCACAGUCAGAGGCCCUGCAGAUCCUCACAGCUGCCAGCAUCCUGCAGAUCAAGACUGUGAUUGACGAAUGCACAAGGAUCGUCUCGCAGAAUGUGGGGGAGGUCUACCCAGUGAUUCAGGACUCUGGGCAGGAGACGCCCAGGGGGACCCCCGAAUCGGGCACCUCAGGGCAGAGCAGCGACACAGAGUCUGGCUACCUGCAGAGCCACUCGCAGCACAGCGUGGACAGGAUCUACUCGGCUCUCUAUGCCUGUUCCAUGCAGAAUGGCAGUGGGGAGCGCUCCUUCUACAGCGGAGCAGUGGUCAGCCACCAUGAAACAGCCCUGGGGCUCCCCAGAGACCAUCACAUGGAAGACCCCAGCUGGAUUACACGGAUCCACGAGCGCUCACAGCAGAUGGAGCGGUACCUCUCCACCACUCCAGAGACCACACACUGCCGCAAGCAACCACGCCCGGUCCGGAUCCAGACCCUGGUGGGCAACAUCCACAUCAAACAGGAGAUGGAGGAUGACUAUGACUACUAUGGCCAGCAGAGGGUGCAGAUCCUGGAGCGUAAUGAGUCUGAGGAAUGCACUGAGGACACUGACCAAGCAGAAGGCACUGAGAGUGAGCCCAAGGGGGAGAGUUUUGACUCUGGAGUCAGUUCCUCCAUUGGGACUGAGCCUGAUUCCAUGGAGCAGCAGUUCAUGGCUAACCUGGGCCGAGAGGGUCAACAGGAACCUUCCCAAGCAGAGCAAAAUGAAGUCCCUGCUGAAGGCACACAGACCCAGCCGCAACACCUAGAUGCCAACACUUCCUCGCCAGACAGAAGCAAUGACAUUGAAAUGGACAGCAAAGUGCUCACUGUCAGUAACAACAGCGAAAAGGGGGCCUUGCAGCCUUCUGUCAACACAACAGUUGCCCAACCAUUGCCAAGCACCCAACUCUACUUACGCCAGACAGAAACCCUCACCAGCAAUCUGAGAAUGCCGCUGACCCUGACCAGCAACACACAGGUCAUUGGCACAGCUGGCAACACCUACCUGCCCGCCCUCUUUACCACACAGUCUGCUGGCAGUGGACCUAAACCUUUCCUUUUCAGCCUGCCCCAGCCCUUAGCUGGCCAACAGACACAGUUUGUGACAGUGACCCAGCCUGGCCUGUCAACCUUUACUGCCCAGCUGCCAGCCCCACAGCCCUUGGCCCCAUCUGCGGGCCACAGCACAGCAGGUGGACAGGGUGAAAAAAAGCCUUACGAGUGCACUCUCUGCAACAAGACUUUCACCGCCAAACAGAACUAUGUCAAGCACAUGUUUGUACACACAGGUGAGAAGCCCCACCAGUGCAGCAUCUGUUGGCGCUCCUUCUCCUUAAAGGAUUACCUAAUCAAACACAUGGUGACGCACACCGGCGUGAGGGCCUACCAGUGCAGCAUCUGCAACAAGCGCUUCACCCAGAAGAGCUCCCUCAACGUGCACAUGCGCCUCCACCGUGGGGAGAAGUCCUACGAGUGCUACAUCUGCAAGAAGAAGUUCUCCCACAAGACCCUUCUGGAGAGGCAUGUGGCUCUGCACAGUGCCACUAAUGGCACGACCGGCGCAGCAGGCACCGGCAACAGGGCUGUCCCUGCCGGGGUGGUGGCCUGCACGGAGGGGACCACGUACGUCUGCUCUGUCUGUCCAGCUAAGUUUGACCAAAUCGAGCAUUUCAACGACCACAUGAGGAUGCAUGUGUCAGACGGAUAAGUAGAAUCUCUGUC